This is a messenger RNA of Cucurbitaria berberidis CBS 394.84, 1057 nucleotides long. RefSeq names its product lytic polysaccharide monooxygenase. Bases 218 to 979 code for a protein of 253 amino acids. Lineage: Eukaryota; Fungi; Ascomycota; Dothideomycetes; Pleosporales; Cucurbitariaceae. The record is from RefSeq and is a predicted model, not a curated record. The transcript has a single exon.
UGCACUUUACCUGAAUGCGAUGAUUGGAAAUAACGAUACUGUGGUAUAACGGCCCGGUGGCAAGUUUUAGCUAUUAGAUUGGCAUAGAGCGACAUGACGGAGGGGGAAUGUGAUAAAUACUAAGAGGCGCCUUUGUAGAAUUGUCGCUUCACGAGGCAGACAUCCAUCCUUACCAUUUAUCAAUACCUUCCGGCUUUUUCGACACCCAACCGUCAUCAUGAAAUCAGCUCUCGUCCUUCUCGCCACUGUGGCUUCCGUAUCGUCUCAUUCUACUUGGCAGGACCUUUGGGUUGGCAGUGAGGAUAAGGGCACUACUUGCGCAAGAACAGUCAAGGACAACAAUCCUAUCGCUUCCCUCUCGUCGCCGGAUAUGUUUUGUGGUCGUGGACCUGUUUCGUCAUCCGGGGUUUGCGAAGUCGCUGGUAUGUUUAUACUAUUAUGUUACAAAUCUCAACGGAAUAGUGAUAAGAAAACAAUGCUAACGGCCUUUGCAGCUGGAAGUCCCCUUACCGUAGAAAUGCACGCCCAGCCCGGCGACCGAAAGUGCUCACAGCCCGCGAUCGGUGGAAACCACUAUGGACCCGUCCUCAUCUACAUGGCGAAGGUAGCCGAUGCGAAGACUGCCACCUCGGGCUCUUUCUUCAAGGUCGCAGAGGAUGGCUAUACCGGCACCACCGCGUCCUGGGGUACCGAAAUCCUUAACGCCAACUGCGGAAAACGUGCUUUCACUGUACCAAAGAGCCUGGCGAGCGGUGAUUAUUUGGUUCGCUCAGAGGCCAUCGCAUUACAUGCAGGUGCGGGUAAUCCUCAACCGUACGUUACGUGCUUCCAGGUCAAGGUUACGGGCGGUGGCUCUGCGACCCCGAGUGGUGUUUCGUUCCCGGGUGGAUACAAAACGAGUGAUGCUCUCUUCCAAAAGGCUAUCUACGACUCGAGCUUCAAGUAUGUCAGCCCUGGACCGGCUGUCUACUCUGGUUAAGCUUGCAAAUCCGGGUGGAUGGGCAAGCUGCGUGCUUCUGCUGUAGUCUCGGUUAUGCAGAGGUAGCGCAUGUUGGUU